Caenorhabditis angaria is the source of this 4096-nucleotide messenger RNA. The record is from the annotation of a GenBank genome assembly. Lineage: Eukaryota; Metazoa; Nematoda; Chromadorea; Rhabditida; Rhabditidae.
AUGAGAAGGUAACCAUGCGUUUUGAAAUCAACUCACAAUCAAAAUCAAAUCAUAUUUUUUUCAGUACAAAUUUGACACCCACUAAAUCUAAAACUACCAUCGGCAUUGUCAAUAAUAAUGAAAAGAAGAAGUCGAAAUUGAAAAUGUUAUUAUUGUCUUUGGGAGCUGUUAUGGUUACAAUUUUAGCAUUUGCUAUAAUUUCAGUAGCUAUUUAUUUUUCAAAAGCCGAAGAUACUAUAUCUAGUCAAAAUCCAACUAUUGGAAGUACAACAAGUUCAAAACAACACAUUUCAUCAACAGAAACUAUUCCCAAAUCAUCCCUUCCAGUAGAGACUAUUUGUGAAACUGUAGAAUGUCAACAAUUCGCGGAUCACAUGGUAAAUUUUUGAAAGGCAUUUGGGUAGCUGAUUUUUUUUUGAAUCGAGAAUAAUUGUUUUUCACAAAAAAAAAGCAAAACUAAUUGUCCCUAAUACUAUAUUCCAGAAGUUAUUUAUGAAUCAAAGCGUCGAUCCUUGUGAUGAUUUUUAUGAGCAUAUUUGUGGAAAUUAUCCUGAUUCGUGGGCUUCUUCAAAUUUAGGUCAUUACUCAUAUAAAAAUCGAAUACAAUUGUAUAAGUUUGUGAGAAAAUUCAAAGGUGAAACAAAAUCGGAAAAGAUUGCGAUGGCGACAUUUAGAAAAUGUAAAACUACAAGAAACGAUUCGGAAUUGGAUAAAAGUUUCUGGAAGCAGAAGACUAAUAUUGAUUUGACAGAUAUGUUGAUUGAGAUGGCAAAAGUCAAAAUACACAAAAGCGGAUUUUUGAUAAACAACGUAGAUUAUGGAGAUGAAUUGAACAAAAAUAAUGAGAAGUUUUUUACAUUGACAAUUGAGAAAGGUCGAAGAGGAAGAAAUGACAGCAUAGUGAAAAUUGAAGACAUAGCUGACGAAAUCAAAUCAUUUGAUUUGAGAAGAUAUUUGAAAUCAUUGCUACCUGAAGAAAACAGAGAUGAUAAAUUUGAUUGGGUUGUUAAAGUUAAUGUUAAUCAUAUGAAAUCGGUUAGUUUAUUCAGAAAAGUUUUUUUUUCGUCAAAACUAGAAAUAUGUUUAGUUAGAGAAAGUGGUCAAGAAAAAAGGGGUUUCGAGAAUACGCAAAGCGCUUUAUAAAAAAUGGAAGGGAAUUUUGAAUGCAUUUAUUAUUGGUAAUUCAACAAACGUCAAUCUCAAUUGGUUAUGUUUCCUUCAAAUGGAAAAACUAUUUCCUGGCACACUUUUGACAAUGUAUAUCAAACAUUUUGUUGGGGCAGAAAUUCUGAAAAGAAGUAAGAAGCUUUUUGAAACAGUUAAAGAAACUUUCAUCAAAAUUAUCGACGAAAAUGAGUGGAUUGAUGAAAACCUUAAACAUUUAUUGAUUGAGGAAGUGAGUCAUAUAAAAGCAUCGAUUGGAAUUCCAGAUGAACAUGAAAAUCAAGAAAAUAUUGAUAGAAUGUAUGCGAGAAUUGGAGAAGAUUAUAAAAAUCAAUCAUAUUUGACACUUGUUAGAAAUUUAUUGAAAAUGAACAGCGAAGAAACAAUUUUAAGAGUUGCCAGAAUGGAGCAAAUUACUUAUACAUUAAGACCAAAAGGAAGAGUGUCACCCAGCUUCAAUCAAAAGCACCAUCGAUUACGUAAGUUCAAGAUUUAACAGAAAAGUUCAAAGAUUAGCACCUAGAUGGUCAACAAUGUGAGAAACCUCCGAACAGUUAAAAGUUGGUCAAAAGUACAACCCUCGGAAACCAACCCUCGAAUGUUUAACCCUCGUCAUUUUGUACAACCCUCGGCGUUUUCAGAUUUACCCUCGUCAUUUCAAAAAAUUUUUUUUUCAAUUUCAGUUGUCAUUUUUUGAGGCGAUCAAUCCUUGGAUCUAGUUUUUAGGAAAAACUAUAAAUUUUCACACAGUGUCAGAAAUACUUGUUUUUUCAUCUGAAACAUCGAAUUUUGUUGAAAAAACAUUUUUCUUGGGCGUUCACUAAGCCUAAGCUUUAUAAAGAGAAAUGAAGUUUUUUUCCGAAAAAAAAUCAUUUCGAAAAUGAAAAAAUUAAUUUUUGAAAUGCCGAGGGUUGUACUUAUGACCUAAAAGUUUUCUUUCAGUUUUCCCGACUUUCCGAAUGAAUCUUCCUCGAUUACAUGAAAGUUUACCCGAAUGGGUUAUGAUUGCAUCAUUUGCGUCAACUCUCGGACAUGAAAUGGGACAUUCAUUCGAUACAAAACGAUUUGACAAAAAUCAUUUAAUGCAAUCAUAUAAUUUGACAACGAAAACCAAAAAUGAAUUUGAAAAACGUUUGGAUUGUAUAAAACAGCAAUUCAGCUAUUUCAAAUUUCCAGAUGGUAGUUUUGUGAGUUUUCCAAGUAUCGUAAACAUUUCACAUAUUUUUUUUAUAGUCGAAUGGAUCUCGGACAAUAAAAGAAGACACUUGUGAUUCAAUAGGAUUCGAUAUCGCUUACAGAAUUUUCGAAAAUCUGAAACCCGAUGCAAAAUUCAGAAAACUUCCAGGUUUUGAAAAUUCGACAACGGAGCAACUAUUUUUUCUAGGAAAGGGUCAAAUUUUGUGUGCAAAAAAAAUAACACCAGCAGGCAUCGAAGGUUUCAAAAAAGAUGUGCAUAGUUAUGAAAAAUUUCGUGUAAAUGGAGUGAUGGCAAAUUCGAAGGAAUUCGCAAAGGCUUUUGGGUGUGAAAUUGGAAAACCGAUGAAUCCUGAGAAGAAAUGCAAGCUUUUCAGUAAUUAGAUGUUUUUGAAAUGAAGAUUUUAGCCAGAAAUAUAUUUUUUGAGUCGGGCCGGUAAUUUUUCAAAAAAAAAAUUCCAUUCCGCGAAACGUGAACUUCAAUUUGUGAUGGUUAUUUUUAAAUUUUAAAAAUCUGCAAAAUGCAAGAAUCUCAAAAAGAUGUCGAAUCGAAGAAAUCAUCGUUCACGGAAAGAAAGUAGGCUGAUUUUUUGAAACUAAUGAUUUUUCAUAAGAAUUCCAGUGAAAGUUCGCAGAAAAAAUCGGAAUUUUCGAAGAGAACAAAAAUUAUUUUGGCAAUUCUAAUGGCGUUUUCAAUAGUGAUUAUAGUUUCGAUUUUUAUAGCUAUUUUUUAUAUUUUGCAAGGAGAAAACGAAGGAAAAUUGGAAACGGCCGCAUUAGAAAGAGUUGAAACUUCAAGACAAGCUGAAAUUUUCACUACACCCUCUUAUUUUGAAACUUCAACACCAGCUACAAUUUUAACAACAUUCGUAACUUCAAAAUCUUCAAUAUCAGUUCCAACUUCAAAAAUUCCAGUCGCCAAAGUUUGUCGAACUGACGAAUGUCAGAAAUUUGCAAAAAGAAUGGUAACAUUUGCUUCCUCAAAAAUUGUUCUGGAACUUUAAAUUCAAUUUUUUUCAGAAAUCAAUGAUGAACCCAAAUAUCGAUCCAUGUCAAGACUUUUUCGAAAAUAUUUGCGGAAAUUAUCCCGAAAGUAGCACACAAUUUGGAAUUUAUGGUGAACAAUUGUAUGAAAACCUAAUCAAGUUUUUGAAAAUGCUUAAAACUUUCAAACCCGAAACAAAAUCGGAAAAAAUAGCAAUGGUGACAUUUGAAAAAUGUAAAAAUACAAGAGAAGAUUUGGAAUUAGAUGAAAGUUUUUGGAACCGAAAUGAUGAAGAUCUAACAGCUAUAUUGAUUGAGAUGGCGAAAAUUAAUUUGAAUAAACCAGGAUUCCUCAAAAAUUAUAUAAAUUAUGGGAAAGAAAUCAAAAAAAAUCAGAGAUUCCUAACUCUUACAAUAAUUAAAGGAUUUGAAUUUGGAACUGAAAUUGAAAAAGCCUGGAAUUCUUCAACAUCAUAUUAUUAUUUGUCAGAAAUGGGGAAUGCGAUUGAAUUAGCGGCUGAAAUUCAAAGUUUUGAUUUGAAAAAAUAUGUGAGAAACUUGUUGCCGGAAGAAAAUCGCAAUGAUAAAUUUGAAUGGAAUGUUCUAGUUUCAAAACAUGAUUUAACUCGAUUAGAUGCAGUUGUAAAAGUUUUAGGUGAGAUUCAGAAAAUUUAGAGACUUUCAAAGAGUAUGCUGAAACUCUGAACAAUUUUAAGGUGUCCCGAAAAUUCGCCAAAUUUUGCUUAAAACUUGA